AUGGUCGGCAUUACUAACUGGACACCUCGGGAGGUCGUUGCAUUAUCACCACCUGGAAAUGGUCGGCAGGACACCCCAUCACCCACCGGAACAAAUCACAGCUCGCCGGCCUCUGGUCUAGCCAGCAGAAAUGACUCCGUCAUUUUCGUGGAAAAGUCGAUCCCCACGCUCUCGCUUUCGGCCGAUCGUAUCGAGGACGCAAAUUCGACGUGGAUGCCACUUUGCGAUAUGAUUGCUGCGGUAGACCCUGCCCGGCCAGCAAUUCGUUCCCCUGAGCUCAACCUUAGUUAUGGGGAGCUCAUGCGAAUAGUAGAUCGACUCGCUCAACGAAUCCAGACUGCACUCCGCCCUCCAUAUGAGAAUCAGAUUAUUCCUAUCUGCUUCGAGGAAUCUCCAUGGGCAAUAAUCUCUAUGCUGAGUAUUCAUCGAGCCGGCGCCGCUUUUGUUACACUGGACAAGCAUUCUCCAACAGCCAACAUAGAGAACGUACUAAAGAUGACCGAGGCUACGCUUGUCAUAGCUUCUCGUACUAUCGCGAAGAAACGGGCGGAAUCGCUCAAACACCAGAAAGUGAUCUUUGCAGCCGAAGUGGAUUCAGACUUUGCACAAGCCGAGAGGCCGCUGCUUCCUGCGUCCACUGAUCGUCUCGCGUACUGCCUGACAACAAGCGGCAGCACCGGGCUUCCAAAGGGCGUCUUAAUCCGACAGGAGGCGAUGGCUCACAGCAUCACGGCGCACAGUCAUUUCUUCGGCAUCACACCCGAUUCAAAGGUCCUCCAGUUGACAUCGCUUGUUUUUGACCCCUGCCUCACAGAAAUUUAUGGAUGUCUCCUCAACGGUGCUUGCCUUUACAUCCCCAAGUCAGAGACACGGUUUGAGGGCUUGGACCUGUACGUCUCUUCGAUGGGUAUCAAUUGGGCAUUUUUGACUCCCUCAUUCGCCCUUUCGCUCGAUGCUUCAAGAUUUCCAUCUUUGGCAACACUAGUCCUAGGCGGAGAGGCGGUAACACAAGAGUGCGCUGAGAGAUGGGUACCUCAGAGGCGAGUCAUCAAUGGCUAUGGGCCUACCGAAUGCUGCUGCUUCUGUUACGGUCGUGAAAUUCCCACCGACUGCAACUCUCCUUCAACCAUAGGCCGACCUAUCGGAUGCGAAGGAUUUCUUGUGGAUCCGGAAGAUCACAGUAAACUUGUUCCUGCUGGUAGUGAGGGUGAACUUGUUAUCCGAGGCUCAAUCCUCGCGGACGGCUACUUGGGCGAUCCGACUCGAACAGCUGCUGCCUUCGUGCAAUUCCUGGUUCGUGGCACCGAAGAGUCUGAUAAGAAUGGGCAAAUCAUGUACAAAACGGGCGAUAUUUGCCGGUUGAACCCGAAUGGAGACAUGGAAUAUAUUGGACGAAAGGACUCUCAGGUCAAAUUGCGCGGACAGAGAAUCGAAUUGAAGGAAAUCGAGAUGUACCUGCAGAGACUCGACCAGUCCCGCGUGUUCGUGGUGGAUGUCAUCGAAUCUCCAAUCGGCGGGAGCAUUCUCACCGCCUUCUACACUGCUGGGAGACUUGCCGAAGGGAAAAGAAACCCAGUCGUCUUAGCUGAUGAGUCCCGUUCAGAGACUGUUUCGCGAUGGAGGGACAGCCUUGGAGCUGUUCUCGCCCGCUAUAAGAUACCGAACUUGUAUCUAUAUCUCGAGAGAAUACCUCUUUCACUCUCCGGAAAAGUGGAUCGCAAAGCCCUCCGUCAUCUUGGCCAAACGUGGCAAGCUCAGCAACGAUCAUCGCCUACUUCGAGCGUGGUAGCGAAGCCGCGAAGCAAGAAUGCAGAAAUCAUUACGAAUGCAUGGUCACGUGCCUCGGGCGUUACGGUCGAAAAUAUCGAUCCCGAGAGCAGCGUGCUGACGUUCUCAGAUUCCAUCACUGGUCUUCGAGCUCUGAGCUAUCUGAGGACUUCGGGUUUCAGCCUCAGCUUUCAGGACGUCCUACGAGCUCGAUCUAUUCAUGAGCUAGCUGAGCUUGUUGGCCCAGCGAAAAAACCGGCAGCCGCAAGCGAUAGCCCAAAUUCUGGGGCAUUCGGCGAUAAUAAUUUUGCAACCACAGCCCUUUUGCAGCAAGCCAGCAAGAGCUGCAAUAUAGACCUAUCGCAAAUUGAGGAUGUAUAUCCCUGCACGACACUCCAAGCCAGCUUGGUGGCGCUUAGCUCUGCCCGAGAGAAUGCCUUUGUUGCGACAUACCAUUUCCGAUUGCCAAAGGGAGUGAUUCCUGAUUUGCUGCGACACGCCUGGAAGACUGUGAUUGCGGCCAACCCGAUCCUCCGAACGCGGAUAUUUGUUGACGAUUCGCACAAGGCAUGGCAGGCAAUCGUAGCAGCCGAUGUCGACUCGAUACUUGACUAUACACACGAAAUGCCCAUUGGAGCUUACGGACAGGCUUUGCACCACGUCUCUUUAGACACCAACGAGGACGUACUCAAGCUACGAUGGGAUGUGCAUCAUUCUAUCUACGAUGGUGGCUGUUUAUGGGAUAUUUGCCGCGAUGUCAGCAUACUCUACACAAAUCAGACGACGCCAGCGCCUGGCAGGCCGCCCUUCUCCGCUUUUGUCAACUAUCUUGCUGGACGUGAUUAUGACACUGCAAAAUCUUUCUGGCAAACUUCUCUCGGUGGUUUCCAAGGCUCGGCUUAUCCGCCUUUACCGCAUCAAGGUUACGAAGUGGAUGUCAAGAAUCAAUUUCAUUUUGCCGGCAGAAGGGUCAGAUCGCGUGUGCCCGGAAUCACCGAUUCGUCGUUAAUGCGCGCCGCCUGCGGUCUAUCAUUGCGUGCGUUUCAUGAUGCGAACGAUGACGUCGUUUUCGGUGUUACAAUCGACGGGCGGCAUCAUGCUCUGCAAGGCAUUGAGCACAUCUUCGGGCCAACGCUGUCAACGAUUCCAUUUCGUGUGCAGCUCGAUAGUUCCCGAACAACGACCGUUGAGCGUCUCCUUUCCGACGUGCAAAACAUGAGCAUUUCUCUACUUGAGCAUGGUCACGUUGGUGUAGCUGACAUUCGUUCAUUUGAACCAAAGUCGCCAGCGCUCGUAGCUGCAACAAGCUUCCAGACGCUGUUUGUGGUCCAGCGUCCAGGCGCGCAUGAUGUUCCACUAUACGGCGAGCCAAUAUUGUUAUCACAGGAAACACUUGCACAUAGCACGGAAAACAUCGACGCGUACCCCCUGACCGUCGAGGUUACACUCGAGAAUGAGGAUACUUGGAGCGCUGUUGCUCAUUUUGACAACAAGGUCAUCAGUGAAGAGCUAGUUGAGUCCUUCAUGCGCCAUUUCAGUCACAUGUUGGUUACUCUAGGCGAGGCCGAUCCACUUGCGCCCUGCGCACAAUUACCAAAUGUGCCAUUGAGCGAUCUAAAUCUCUUGCGAAAGUGGAACGAGCUCGCGAGUGUGGCUUCCAUCAACUCCACUUUACACGACAAGAUCGAUGAGGUCGCCAUUCAUCUGUGUGACAAGCCGGCAGUAGUCUCCGGCGCGGAGACCUUGACUUAUGCCCAACUCAUGGAUAUGACUGAUAGACUGGCGACCUGGCUGCUCCAGAACGGUUGUGGCUGUGGCGACCUUGUCGUACUUGGAUUUGAGAAGACCAUAUGGAGCGUGGUAGGCAUGAUCUCGGCCAUGAAAGCUGGAGCUGGCUUCGUCCCUCUUGAUAUGGGUCAUCCUCCCGCGAGACAUGCCGAAAUCAUCGCGCAGACACAACCAUCGAUCAUCCUGACCUCCCGGCGAUAUGCUCACGAUUGGCCUGACAAUCGGGCUGCCGUUGUUGACGCGACAUCUAUCGCGCAAUUGUGUGUGGGGCUGGCUACUAAGCGUAACAUCGUUGAUCCUCGAGAUGCAGCAUAUGUUCUGUUCACUAGCGGCUCCACCGGUCGUCCAAAAGGAGUCGUGAUUCAACAUUCCGCAAUUCUGACCUCAUUGUAUGGGUUGAACCGGUACCUUCAAGUCGAUGAAACUACGCGCGGCGCACUAUUCGCCAGCUAUGCAUUUGACGCCUCCAUUUUCGAAAUUUUCAUGACCCUCCUGGUCGGCGGCACUGUCUGUGUCCUUGGGGACGAAGAACGGCUCGACGGAUUCGCCGCUGCAUGCAGUCGCAUGAACGUCAACUUCUCGCUCCUCACACCGACGUUUCUGCGAACACUCCUCCCCGCAGAUGUGCCGACUCUGAAGAAGCUCUGCACCGGUGGCGAGGCGAUAGACGAGGGCCUUAUCAAAGUAUGGAAAAACAGCCUGCAGCUUUACAAUUGCUAUGGCCCAACCGAAACCUCGAUCAUUGCCACGAUGUACCCUUACAGUGAAGGCGAAUAUAACAUCAGGACGAUUGGGAGACCAACGUCCGGACCAGCGUGGAUUGUGCGGCCCGACGAUCAUACUCAAUUGGUCCCUUUGGGUGUGGCAGGUGAACUUGUCGUCGGAGGAUCGCUCGCGAGGGGAUAUCUCAACGAUAGCGUUAAAACUAACGCAGCCUUCGUCGACUCAUCCGGUACAACACUAUUAAUGACUACCAGCUCAAGGACAGGCCGUAUCUAUAAGACCGGUGAUCUGUGCCAGAUGAGCCGGACGGGCGAGAUCAAUUAUCUCGGUCGUAUCGAUACUCAGGUGAAGAUCCGAGGACAACGCCUUGAAAUAGGUGAAAUUGAGACACUACUUCGUCACGAAUCGGUCGGAUCAGCCAUCGUGGUUUAUCCGCGAUGUGGUCCUCUGGAGAAACGAUUGGUGGCUUGUUUCACCUUCUCAUCUCACGGUGAGCGAAAUUCACAUCAGUUGAAUGUUGUGCACAAAUCACGUCAUGAAGCAGCGCGCCAAGUCAUCUCUGAGUGCAGAGCUACCAUUCAGAAGAACCUACCGACAUUCAUGAUUCCCACUGCCUGGGCUCCCAUCGAUCAGCUCCCCGUUCAGGCAUCACACAAGACCGACCGCAAGGCAGUCACAACCUGGGUGGAGAACCUUUCACAGGAGUCGGCAGAUGUGAUCGAUACCAUUGCGCAUGACGACAGCGAAGACAUAGCUGAAUACCAGGCACCUGCCACAGAGGUAGAACUUAUGCUACAACAGAUCUGGUGCCGGGCACUGAAUCUCUCGGCCGAGAAAGUUCCCGUUGACCGUGGCUUCUACUCACUGCAGGGCGCAGACAGUAUCGUUGCCAUGCAGAUCGUUAGCUUGGCUCGACAGCGCCGCCUAAAAAUCACGGUAAGAGACUUACUCGUUCACUCCACCAUUUCCAGACUCGGCAAAAACGUGACGUUCGGUGACACUAUUGCUGCUGCCCCGACCCCCAGGAACAUCCAUCGGCCCUUUCCCCUGUCCCCGGUACAAAUGUGGUACGCGAGCAUGGCCCCAACAGAGAAGCACUACUUCAAUCAAAGCUUUCUUCUACAUCUGCAGAAGCCGGAGUCUGCCGAUGCAUUGCGGAACGCAUUAAAUCUCGUAAUUCAACGACACGAGAUGCUUCGAGCUCGCGCGCUACGCAACCCGGAUGGCACUUGGUCUCAAAUUAUCCUCAAAGAUAACUCCUCAUUUUCUUUCCAGCAUCAUUCUCACGCCAAAGACUGGAACGAGCUGCUUUCCAUAAUCGGCGAGGCGGAGGCUUCGCUUGAUCUCAUCAACGGUCCGAUCUUUCGUGCUGAUAUGAUCGAGAUCGAUUCGGAAGAGUAUCUUUUCCUUGUCGUUCAUCACUUCUUUAUCGAUCUAGUCUCUUGGAGGAUCGUCCUACGCGAUCUAGAAGAAAUUCUAGCGGGCCAGAAUCCGCUCCACAGCGACUCACACUCAUUCCAAGAAUGGUGCUCGUCUCAAGAGAUGCUCUUGAGAGUAGGAAAAUCGGCGUCAUCGACUAUGGAACGACCGGUCAAUAAUCCCUUCGACCAUCGUGCUUUCUGGGGCUUAACCUCGAAGGAUAAUUCAUAUGCGUCGGCCACACGUCAUGCGUUUUCCCUGGAUAUGCAGACCUCACAAAAGCUCCUUGCCAUGUCCAAGGGAAUAGAUCGACCUAGCAUCACAGAUGUGUUCCUUGCUUCCAUCGGCCUUACCUUCCACUCACAUUUCCCUGAACGACCUGCACCAACGGUAUUUUGCGAGGGUCACGGACGGCAAGCCCACCACCACAAUUUGGAUAUUUCGGAUACGGUAGGCUGGUUCACGACUCUGUAUCCUAUCCCCUUACAGGCAUCUGAAGGACAGGAUCUCCACAGCUUGACAUCUCAUGUGCACGCCCUGCGCCAAGCACAAGCCUAUGAUGCCGAGCGAUGGUUUGCAGCCAAGCAGUUUUCCUCUAGUCCGCUUGACGGAGUGAACAUUCCGGAGAUCUUGUUCAACUUUACAGGUAGUUUCCAGAGUCUUGAAUCAUCAGACAGCCUUUUCCGGAAAAUCAUCCUCGAGGAGGGCGAUCUGCUAGAUAUGAGCCCGAACAUGCCUCGCUUCGCUUUAUUCGACAUCUCCGUGGACGUCGUUGAUGGUUGCCUGUCAAUUGCGGUGAUUCACAACAAACAGAUGGCCCGUCAAGACGCGAUUCAGACCUGCUUUGUGGAUCUCAGACAACGCCUUACAGCGUACGCUGCUGAAGACUUGCUGACCCCGGCGUUCAUGUUGCCAUCGCUAACACCUGAGGCUACACGAGCGAUGCUUGGUUCUGUAAAAGGCUCGAUCGAGGACGUGAGCAAAGUAUCUUCGAUCCAGAAGAUAAUGCUGGGUGCUCAGACUAUGAACAACGAAGUCUAUAUUCCUCGGCUUGUUCUUGAGAUGACACGAAGUGAUGUCGCCGAGGAGACAAUCGCAUCUGCUUGGCAGCACAUCAUCGAAAGGUAUCCGUCACUGCGAACUGUGUUCCGCAGCUGCAAUGACGAGCUAUACCAGAUAGUCACCUCCACAGCCAGCUCUACAAUUUCCGUUGCCUCAGGAAAUGAGAUAUGGACUGCGCAAAGAGCUCUGGAGACGCAGUGUCUGGACUUGUCCCAGCAAGAGCUCCCGCAUCGCCUGCGCGUGUUCCCGAGAUCAGAUGGACGUUCAUUGCUCCUGCUUGAGAUGAGCCAUGCCAUUGUCGAUGCCGCAACCAUGGGGAACAUUCUUGAUGAUCUUUCAACUGCAAUGCAAGGUGUUCUGCAGGCUUCUGAUACUGAAAUUCCGUACACUCUGUAUGCUCGGGGUCAGUCCGCAAGGCCGUCCAUAGAAGCACGACAAUAUUGGGGCAAGCUCUUACAAUCCUCUCCACCGACGGUGAUUGGAAAGGCUGACCUGCGUGAUUCUGACUUCGUUCAAAUUCGCAAAAUCGACCUCAAGGCCUUCACCACCACCUCAUUCGCUUCUCACGGAACCAACGUCCCUGCUGUCGCACGCCUCGCUUGGGCCACGGCCCUCGGUGAUCAUCUCAAUCGACCUGACAUCUUGUUCAAGGCCGUCGUUUCCACAAGAUCUCAGCAACGUACUGAUAAUCAAAAAGCAUGUGGACCUUGUAUCACCUUCCUUCCAUGCAGAAUCAUCUUGGACAGGACUCAAGCAUUACACGCCCAGACAUUCGAGCAUCAAGUAGAAUUUCUCUCAUCUCUGGACCACCAAGCAGCAGCUCUCGAAAUCGAGUGUCCGGAAGCAGACACCAUUAUCAACAUCCGCACAGAAGCGCCUGAAGCGAGCUCACAUGCCCGCAUGUUUAACCUUGUGGACGCCAGAGAUCCGUUUCACUUCUCCAUCGUUGUCGAGAUUGACUUAAAGCUGAACGGGGCCGUGGAGGCUCAGUUCACUUACUGGAGAAAUCGCGUUGAUGAAUCAAUGAUCGCGGAGCUCGACGCAGCUUUCGUGCGUGCGAUGCAUGCUAUUUCCGAUGACCUCAAGUCAUCGAGAGUGUUAAGUUAA
Molecule: messenger RNA, 7866 nt
Organism: Dissoconium aciculare CBS 342.82
Lineage: Eukaryota; Fungi; Ascomycota; Dothideomycetes; Mycosphaerellales; Dissoconiaceae
Product: acetyl-CoA synthetase-like protein
Exons: 4
Coding region: 1-7866 (2621 amino acids)
Biological process (GO): secondary metabolite biosynthetic process; amino acid activation for nonribosomal peptide biosynthetic process
Cellular component (GO): cytoplasm
Molecular function (GO): catalytic activity; phosphopantetheine binding
Source: RefSeq, a predicted model, not a curated record